UAAAUCUAAGCUCCAAUCAAUUGACAUUUUUAAGUUUUCAGUCAGUUCAUUUCUUCUCAGGGGACUAUAUUUCAUUGAGUGGCAAUUACAAUGGUAUUUGUAGAUAGCUAUGAAGAUUUUGAAAGAAGAGCUGAGCAGAUUUAUCUAGGAGCUCCAAUGAAGACCCGCUGUGUGCUGAAGUAUGACCACAGUAAAGCAUUGCUUAUUGCCAAAGUUACGGAUGAUGUUGUGUGUUUGCAAUAUCGGACUGACAGCCACGAAGACUUGAGGAAGCUGGAGAAGCUGAUGAGCAACAUCAUGCGACACAUGGCGUCUGGAGAGAGAUAGGCUUUCCUCAACCACAUGACCACUUGCAA
Molecule: messenger RNA, 356 nt
Organism: Hyalella azteca
Lineage: Eukaryota; Metazoa; Arthropoda; Malacostraca; Amphipoda; Hyalellidae
Gene: Srp9
Product: signal recognition particle 9 kDa protein
Exons: 3
Coding region: 91-327 (78 amino acids)
Biological process (GO): negative regulation of translational elongation; SRP-dependent cotranslational protein targeting to membrane
Cellular component (GO): signal recognition particle, endoplasmic reticulum targeting
Molecular function (GO): 7S RNA binding
Source: RefSeq, a predicted model, not a curated record